AUGAGCCCCCCUAGACUAUUCAAGGCGGACCUUCUUCAGAUUACGCGCUAUGUGCGAGGCGUCUUCGCCGACCAGCCGACGCGCCGAUUUGUCCACGCGUUCUCCCUCUGCGCGUCCACGAUGGAGCUCUGGGUCUUCGAUCGCUCUGGGCCGUACAGCUCGGGGCCAUUCAACAUUCAUGACGAGCCGGAUAAAUUUGCGCGCGCUAUUGUUGGGUAUGCCACAAUGGACGACGAUGCGAUGGGCUUGGACACAUUCAUCGAACGACAGGAUGGGCAUCGCUAUGUCAUACUGGACGACCUAAGUGGCAACGAAUCGAGGAUCAGGCUGAGGGGCCCCAUAGUCAUGCAGAAGGCCGUCGUUUGUCGAGGGACUACGUGCUUUGAGACCCGAAAUAGCCACGUUGCGAAAUUCUCGUGGGCAUCGGAUAAGCGGAAGCUGGAGGUGGAACAGCUAAAGCUAGCAGAAGAACGGGACGUCAAGGGAGUGGCCAAAGUAGUGGCGCAUCGUCAAAUCACUACCAUUGUAGAGUUACGCAAGGGCUUGAAGUUUCCGGAACGUCAUCGGUUCCGGAACGAAGACGUCCACUUUGAUGAAACCCCCUCAGCCACCACAAGCACGAACUCGUCAGGCCAAAAGCGCAAGUCCUCGUCCGACCACACAUCUGAGGACGCGUCCGGAUCCAAGAGGCGGCGGUCCAACAGUCAGAAGUCGAAGCUGGUCCGAAAACCAAAUGGCCAGCUGUCUAUAGGCAGAGCCAAGCCGAGUUUGUAUACGCCUGGAGACGACCUGUGGGAAAAUAGGAUAUAUUCCUGCCUCGUGGUGUCGCCGGCCGGUCGUGUUAUUAGCGACUUUAGAACCAUCAAGGAACUGCUGGAGUCGAUGCAAGAUGCGAUCAAGGCUCAUCAGUCUCUAUACGUCACUGGCAACAUUCUUCACCGCGACAUUUCAUCGAACAACAUCAUUAUUACGAAGCCCGAGAUGGCUGCUGGCUUCAAGGGCAUGCUCAUCGACCUUGACUUGGCGAAGGUGAGAGACAGCGGUCCGAGCGGAGCGCGGCACCAGACGGGCACAAUGCAGUUCAUGGCAGUGGAGGUGCUGCGCAUGGUCGACCACACCUACCGCCAUGACCUGGAGUCGUUCUUCUACGUUUUGAUAUGGCUGUGCGCGCGCCAGUCAUGGAGUAAUGGAUUUGCUGGCGACGAGAAGCCGCCUAAGGAGAGCCUUCUUCGACGAUGGGAAAUCGGCAGCUUCAAGUAUAUUGCAGCUGCUAAAGAAGGUGACAUGACUGUGAACAGGCUAGAAGGCAUCAUGGGCGAAUUCCCAGAGUCGUUAGAUGCUGUUAAGCCGCUCUGUCUGAGGAUUAGGAAGAUCCUCUUCCCCUUGGACGAAGAUGAAAGGAUGAGCUUUGGAACCCCUGCAGGAGACCCAGAUCAACUCUAUACACCCAUUCUAGCAGCAUAUGAUGCUGCUGUUACCGAUCUAUAG
Emericellopsis cladophorae is the source of this 1488-nucleotide messenger RNA. RefSeq lists its product as uncharacterized. Lineage: Eukaryota; Fungi; Ascomycota; Sordariomycetes; Hypocreales; Bionectriaceae. The coding region runs from base 1 to 1488 and encodes 495 amino acids. Gene Ontology annotation, molecular function: protein kinase activity. The record is from RefSeq and is a predicted model, not a curated record. The transcript is spliced from 2 exons. Gene Ontology annotation, biological process: protein phosphorylation.